ACUGCCCCCUCCCCUCUCAGAAGCUUCCUGUUGGAGCUUCCUGUGGACUGACAGGCAGCUCCAGAGGCCAGACGGUCCCAGGGGGAGGCCCAGCCCCGAGGACCCUGGAGAUGUUCUUGCUGCUGCUGCCGCCCCUGCUGUGGGCAGGGUCCCUGCAGGAGAAUCCGAGGGUGGAGAUACAAGUGCCAGAGUCGGUGACGGUGCAGGAGGGCCUGUGUGUCCUCGUGUCCUGCACGGUGUCCUCUGUCGGGGUUGGCUUGAAUGAUCCCACACCUGCCUACGGCUCCUGGUUCCAGAAAAGGGUUAGUGCCCCAAAGGACGUUCUCGUGGCCACAAACAACCCAGCCAGGACAGGAAAAGCGAAGACCAAGUUUCCAUUCCUCCUCUCCGGGGACCCCAAGACCAACAACUGCUCUUUGAGCAUCGCAGGCGCCAAGAAGGGGGACAGUGGACUCUAUUAUUUUCAACUGGAGAGAGGAGGGGACUUGAGAAACACUCACAAGAGUGUCCUGGUCCCCGUGACAGUGAGAGCGCUCACACAGACCCCCGACAUCCACAUCGACCGGCCCCUGGAAUCUGGCUGCCGCAGCCACCUGACGUGCUCCGUGCCGGGGGCCUGUUUCCAGCCGACGCCCCCCAUCGUCUCCUGGACUGGGGCCGCCCUCGGAGCCCCGGGCCUGGACUUGAGGGCCUAUAACUCCUGGGAGAUCUCGCUCACCCCCCGCCCGCAGGACCACGGCACCAACCUCACCUGUCGGGUCACCUUUCCCAGGGCUGGCGUCAGCACCGAGGGGACCCUCACCCUCAGCGUGUCCUAUGCUCCAUGGGACCUGACCAUCAGCAUCUUCCGGGGAAACUGCACAGAACUGAAAUACCCAGGGAACGGCUCGUCUCUUACCAUCCCGGAAGGGGAGUCCCUGCGCCUGGUCUGUGUCGCCGACAGCAACCCUCCGGCUACACUGAGCUGGGUCAAGGGGAACCAGACCCUGAGUCCCCUCCAGGCCUCGAGGCCCGGGCUCCUGGAGCUGCCCCGGGUGGAGUCGGAGCAUGAAGGCGAAUUCAUCUGCCAAGCUCAGCAUCCUCGGGGCUCCCUGCGCGUCUCCCUGCACCUCUCUGUGCACUACCCCCCACAGCUGCUGGGACCCUCCUGCUCCUGGGAGGAUGAGGGUCUGCACUGUGGCUGCUCCUCCCGAGCCCAGCCGGCCCCCUCCCUGCGCUGGCGGCUGGGGGAGCGUCUGCUGGAGGGGAACAGCAGCAACGCCUCCUUCAUCAUCACCUCCAGCUCCUCUGGGCCCUGGGCCAACAGCUCCCUGAGCCUCAUCGAGGGGCUCAGCUCCGGCCUCAGAGUCAGCUGCGAGGCCACGAAUGUCCACGGGGCCCGGAGCAUGACUGUCCUGCUGCUGCCAGGGAAGCCCGAGCUCGGGGAAGGAUUCGUUUUGGGGGCUUUCGGGGGAGCUGGUGUUGCCGGCCUGCUCAGUCUCUGCACCUGUGUCCUCUUCCUCAUAGUGAAGACCUGCAGGAAGGCGACACCCGAGGCGGCAGCUGGUGAGGAUGCCCCCUCCAGGCUGGGUCCUAUCUCCCCGGCUGACCAAUACGAGUGCCUGCCAGGCAGCUCCCUAGACCGCCUGCCCCCAGCUGUGGCCGCCCCGGGCAUGGGAGAGGAGGAGGAGCUCCACUACGCCUCCCUCACUUUCUGCGAGCUGAGGCCCCGGGAGCCCUGUGACCAGGAGGCCACCAGCACCACUGAGUACUGUGAGGUCAAGAUCCGCAAAUGACGGCCCCAGCUCCAGCGGCCUCAGCCGGAGGACUCGGGGCUUCCCCGGGAAGGGGGACCUCAGGGGCCAAUCCCUGAGGGUGCAGGUCUCUAUGUAAACGGGCUGCCAGUGAGUGUACGGGAGUCACACUAGUGUGGUGACUGGUGGGCAGAACUGGGCUCAGAUUUCAGCCCCGUCACCAAUUACAAGCGUGAGUUUGAGCAAGUCCCCGGACCUCUCAGCGUUCCUCUCUGUAGAAUGGACACAACCAACCUACCCCACAGGGUGGCUGUGGGGCGUCGAGGCAGUCAUUAACCCAAGGCAUCCGACAGGGUGCGUGGGCAGAGGGCACGGUGCCCGAGGCCACACCUCCCAGGGCAGCUGGGCUGGUGUACGGGUGCCGCCAUCCUGGCCCAAAUGGGGGCCACCCAGCAGGUCUGUUCUAGCUCAGAGCUCCCCACAGGCCGGUCUUCGGCUGUCGUCGGGCUGCGUCGCCGCUCGGUUCUCCCUCUGGGCCACCUGCCUCCUCCUCCUCCUCCUCCUCUCCAGGGGACGACCCCUGGGGCACCUCCUCGUGGACGCCCUGCCGGCCGGGCUCUCUCACCGCCUCCUUCCUGGAAACCCAACUCGGGUAUUUUACCCCACAGAGAGCCACUCACUGAGUAUCUGAAAUAAAUGAAGGGCCAUCCAGAUUACAUAGCUCUCUCUUUAAUUAUACGUCCCCGAUGUUUUGGUUCCCUUUAAUGGCUUCUUCUUUUUGCAGAAUUUGUUCAUAAAAUUCCUUGCAGUUACAA
Messenger RNA from Equus caballus (horse), 2548 nucleotides. RefSeq names its product sialic acid binding Ig like lectin 11 (gene SIGLEC11). Gene Ontology annotation, cellular component: plasma membrane. Lineage: Eukaryota; Metazoa; Chordata; Mammalia; Perissodactyla; Equidae. Gene Ontology annotation, biological process: cell adhesion. The record is from RefSeq and is a predicted model, not a curated record. Gene Ontology annotation, molecular function: sialic acid binding.